AUGGGCCCCUUUGCGGGAUUCGCCCUCCUCGCGAGCAUCGUCACCAUGUCAAUCGCCGCGUCGCUCGAGGCGCACUGGAACAACGUCGGGUUCCCCAACAAGAGCUACCGUGACCGCGAGCGCAUCCUCCUCGCAGCAGGAAUUUGGGGCAUCCUCAUCUCAGCCUACUCCCUCUUCGGCACUAUCUUUGCGCCCGGAUCCACUGCUUUCGGCAUCUUCCCUCACCUGAUUGCGUUCACCAUCGCCUUCAUCCUCUACCUCGUCGGCGCAUCCUCCCUCACUGCCUUGACCGACAAGGUCACUUGCUCGAACGCCGCCGAGACGUUCAGUCGCUGCAAUACGACCAAGGCGCUCGUAGCCUUUGGAUGGAUCGGAACCAUCUACGUUUUCCUCAUCCUGGUCUUUGUCUCGAUCCUCGGCAUCAAGGCCCGCAGCGGCGUCGGCGCUCGCAAGGGCGCUCUCACCGACGCCUAA
Rhodotorula toruloides NP11 is the source of this 474-nucleotide messenger RNA. RefSeq lists its product as uncharacterized. Bases 1 to 474 code for a protein of 157 amino acids. The transcript is spliced from 4 exons. The record is from RefSeq and is a predicted model, not a curated record. NCBI's taxonomy places the organism in Eukaryota, Fungi, Basidiomycota, Microbotryomycetes, Sporidiobolales, Sporidiobolaceae.